GGGAUCGGGUGUAUACUGGCAUAUGGGCAAACAGGUAGUGGCAAGACCUUCACUAUGGAAGGCCUUGAGCAUCGCAUAGCUCGUGAUUUGUUUGCAACAGCUAAGAAGGUGGGCAGACGCCUGCUUGCAUCAGAGGCUGGCAUUGUGGACGUGGAGAUCGAGGGAGACUCAAACUCGGACGUAUUCGAGUUCAAUGUGACAUUUCUUGAGUUGCUUGGAAAGAAAGCAGUGGAUCUUAUAGAGACACCUACAACAGUCGAUGACCAAGGUAAUCCGAUCAGGAAGGAAGUACCUGUGAAAGAAGACAAAGUUGGCGACAUCAGGCCACGUUUGGUUUCCACUGAGGUCAAGUCGUCCGAUGACUUAGAAAGUCUGAUCAACAACGCACUCGCGCACAGACGUACGAGCCCCACGUUAAGAAACGCAGCCAGCAGCCGCAGUCACGCUCUCCUCACUAUCCGGGUGAAGAAUAGACUCUUACCAUAUGCUGAAGAGGGGAAACUCAUCUUGGUAGAUUUGGCAGGGAGCGAGCGCUAUGAAGACUCGAAGAUGCACUCUAAGCAGCGUAUGGAUGAAUCGCGGGAGAAUAACAAGAGCCUGAUGGUCCUGAAAGACUGUGUGCGCGCUAAAGCGAAGAUGGCACAAGAAGAUGGUUUUGUGCAUAUACCGUGGAGGAGCAACGUGCUAACCAUGCUACUCAAGCCAAUUUUCGAUGUCGAAUCCCGCCAACCAUCUCGGACAGCUAUCAUCGCACACGUUUCGCCACACAUCCAAGAUGUCGUGCACAGUGGCAAUACCUUAUCUUACGCAUCUCCAUUCAAGACUGCACCACCUAAGCCUCGCGGACCAGCACCGUACGAUAAAGCGGACCCAAGGACAUGGAAUCACGAACAAACCUUGGAAUGGCUGGAGGAAGAAUUCAUCAAAGUUACCAAGGCAAAGAGGAAUCAUGACAGGGAGGAGAGAGUAAAGGGAACAAAGCGGUCCGAAAAGUCACAGAUACCUCCUGAAGACGAUGCAGUAAUCAUACUUGCCGUGGAUUUGGACAAAUUAUGCCCUGUAGGUAUGACUGCGAUGCAGUUCGGGAGACUGUAUACCAUGGAAUUCGUAGAACAGUGCCUACUGGCAAUACCAGCUGUUGAAGGGCCAACAAAAGAUGCGCCAAAGCAGAGAGGGAGACUAGAGGCAGAUGCGGUAAAAUAUACGGCGAUGAAGGUGAUAGGACGACUAUUUUAUUUGAUGUUGACUGCUAAGACCAGGACACGCAAUGAAAUUAUGAAAAGUCGGAAGAAGCUGGUGGUAGAUGAAACAUAUGGCGAUAUUCCUGAUGGACAACCGACAUUCGAACAGUAUAACCACAUUGAAAUGAUGGAUGCGCGAACCGCAAUUGGAAACGAGAUGUGGGUGAGUACGAUGGACAAGUUUUUGAAGAAUGCAGAGGAGGAGGGGACAAGCCUGGAGUAUGCGAAAAAAACAGCAACAAAGAGCUUAAUGGAUAGAUGGAGGGCCCAACAAGCGAACAAGGCCGGAGGAACUGUAAAGAGUCGUGUAGAGGUAGACUCUACGUAAUUUUGGUAUCUUGCACCCAGUAUUGCGUUGUACGAACAUGUCAACUAGUUGUAAGUAAUAUAACCAUGCAGAUAUAUGGAUAUGAAGGCGAAAGUAUUCAGAUAGAUUCCAAACUAGAAUCACGACUUAGAUCCCGUGAACAAAACAGACUGCGCAGCUUCAGCCAAUGCCUGUUCCCUGACUUCAUCCGCAACGUCCUGUGGUUGCGCAACCGCAACUUCAGCAUCUCUUUGGACCAUUAACUCUCGACCUUUCGCUAACGUCUCACGAUGCACUGCAACACCAAGAAACAGUCCAUACAAAGUGAGACCAGCUAAGCCGCUAACAAAUGUCCUAUGAAUAAUAUCCGUUAUUGAGAGCGGCUGUCUGAUGGGCGCACGGGUCGAUCUUCUACUAAGGAAUGACAAUAUAGACAUCCUGUGCGUUGGUCUGUGGU
Messenger RNA from Serpula lacrymans var. lacrymans S7.9, 2005 nucleotides. RefSeq lists its product as uncharacterized. Gene Ontology annotation, molecular function: ATP binding; ATP hydrolysis activity; microtubule motor activity. Lineage: Eukaryota; Fungi; Basidiomycota; Agaricomycetes; Boletales; Serpulaceae. Gene Ontology annotation, cellular component: microtubule; centrosome; spindle. Gene Ontology annotation, biological process: microtubule-based movement. The record is from RefSeq and is a predicted model, not a curated record. Bases 55 to 1569 code for a protein of 504 amino acids. The transcript has 10 exons.